Arabidopsis thaliana (thale cress) is the source of this 868-nucleotide messenger RNA. RefSeq names its product Bifunctional inhibitor/lipid-transfer protein/seed storage 2S albumin superfamily protein. The record is from RefSeq and is marked reviewed. Gene Ontology annotation, cellular component: plasma membrane. The transcript has 3 exons. Bases 82 to 693 code for a protein of 203 amino acids. Lineage: Eukaryota; Viridiplantae; Streptophyta; Magnoliopsida; Brassicales; Brassicaceae.
AUCACACUUCAAACACAAAACCACAAAGCUUUAAACUUCCAAAAGAAUACAACAAACAAUCAAAGCUUAAUCUAUCCAACAAUGUCGAAGAUUAUUUCCCUUGUGGUGGCGAUGAUCGCAGUGCUAGCUUUGCCGAUUCGUGGUCAACAACAACCUCUAAGCCAAUGUACUCCAUCAAUGAUGACCACCGUGAGUCCUUGUAUGGGCUUCAUAACCAACAGUAGCAGCAAUGGAACUUCGCCGUCGUCUGAUUGUUGUAACUCGCUGAGGUCUUUGACCACCGGAGGAAUGGGAUGUCUUUGUCUAAUUGUCACUGGAACUGUUCCUUUCAAUAUUCCUAUUAACCGCACAACCGCUGUCUCACUUCCCCGUGCUUGUAACAUGCCUAGAGUCCCUCUUCAAUGCCAAGCCAAUAUUGCUCCAGCUGCUGCUCCUGGACCUGCUGCUACAUUUGGACCAUCGAUGUCUCCAGGACCAGAGACGGAUCCAAUUGUUCCAGAGCCAACUCCGGCAGCUCAGACACCACAGUCUGAUACAACCCGACCAUUUACACCAUCCGUCGACGGUGGAGCUCCAACAUCAGACGACGGAGGAAGCACCAGUCGACCUUCUGAGACUCCUUCAUCCGCCUACGCACUCUCACCAUCUCUUCUCUUCUUCAGCAUCGCCCUCGUAGCUCUCAAAUUCUACUGAUGAUUCCUUUUGUUUCUUUGCAUUCCUUAUGUGAUUUGAUUUAUGCAUCGUUGAUUAUAGAAAGAAACCAUUUAUUUGGUCAUUGCUUUGUGGAAUAAGCUUUUGUGUAUACUGUUCUCUGUUUCGAGUGAGAUUUAUUUUGUGUUGUUGAAGUAAUACAUCAUCAUUUUUAUGG